Mesitornis unicolor (brown roatelo) is the source of this 1010-nucleotide messenger RNA. It is a transcript of the gene GATA4, whose product is annotated as GATA binding protein 4. Gene Ontology annotation, biological process: positive regulation of transcription by RNA polymerase II; negative regulation of transcription by RNA polymerase II; cell fate commitment. Gene Ontology annotation, molecular function: RNA polymerase II cis-regulatory region sequence-specific DNA binding; DNA-binding transcription factor activity, RNA polymerase II-specific; zinc ion binding. Lineage: Eukaryota; Metazoa; Chordata; Aves; Mesitornithiformes; Mesitornithidae. The coding region runs from base 1 to 720 and encodes 239 amino acids. The record is from RefSeq and is a predicted model, not a curated record. The transcript has 5 exons.
AUGGCAGCAGAAUUUUUUGAUGAUUAUUCAGAGGGGCGAGAAUGUGUCAACUGUGGGGCCAUGUCCACCCCGCUCUGGAGGAGAGACGGCACGGGGCACUACCUCUGCAACGCCUGCGGGCUCUACCACAAGAUGAACGGCAUCAACCGACCCUUGUUCAAACCUCAGAGGAGGCUGUCGGCUUCCCGCCGUGUCGGCCUCUCUUGUGCCAAUUGCCAAACGACGACAACCACCCUCUGGCGCAGAAACGCCGAGGGAGAGCCGGUCUGUAACGCCUGCGGACUCUACAUGAAGCUCCAUGGGGUUCCAAGGCCUUUAGCGAUGAGAAAAGAGGGCAUUCAGACAAGAAAGCGCAAGCCUAAGAACCUUAACAAAACAAAGACGUCAGCAGGUCCAUCCAGCAGCGAGAGUCUGACCCCCACCACCAGCUCCACCAGCAGCAGCAGCAGCAGCGCCACCACCACUGAGGAAAUGCGCCCCAUAAAAACAGAACCUGGGCUCUCAUCUCAUUACGGGCACCCCAGCCCAAUUUCUCAGGCAUUCUCAGUCUCUGCCAUGUCUGGACAUGGGUCAUCUAUCCACCCUGCGAUUUCAGCUCUGAAGCUUUCUCCGCAGACAUACCAGUCAGCUAUCAGCCAGUCUCCACAAGCCAGCUCCAAACAGGACUCCUGGAACAGCAUGGUGUUAGCUGAGAACCAUGGGGACAUCAUAACUGCCUAAGCUGGUCUUCCACCCAUGGACUUUGGGUUGAUCCACUCGAGAGACGAAGCAGAUGCCAUAGAAUCAUCACGACAAUGUCGUUCCCCACCUCCUCAGCUCUCCUGCCUUCUCUCCCCUUGUGAGAUGUUCCAGCAAAGAGGUAAAGAGGACUUAUCUGAGGUGUUGGAGAGCUCUUAUGAAAUGAACAGAGAAGACUCAAAUGUUUAAAUAACUAAAGGACUUGAAGCCUUUUUCCCCCACUUUAAAUGAGCCUCUCUAUUUGAUCAUCACCACCUACUAUGAAAUGGCCA